AUGGGCAGCAUUGCCCUCAGAGGAAAACUUCAACUUUGGGUUGGGCAUCCCUCGUCGCGGUCGUGUUUACAACGAACUUCGGGUAACGCUGAAGUCUCCUUCGAGAAUGGCAUCCUCGAUGCCACCAGCAAUGGUGGCAGCGCUACUGCUGCGAUUUGGGACGAGAACGAGUACCAUACCGUCUUCGUGCAGGAUGGACAAGCACGCGCGCAGAGCACCAAAUGGCAGUCGAGCCCGGCCGCUCGCAGAAUCGCUGCUGGUGAAGGCGGAGACGAAGGGGCCAAGAGAUCUGGCAGCGGGCGGAAAUGGUGCUGUAUCUGGUCCUGGGUUGCAGUGAUCGUUGCGUUGAUGAUCGGUGGUGGCAUUGCGGCUGGAAUCCUACUCUCUGAACGACAGCACCAGAAACGAUCAGCGGCUGCAGCAUCAAGUAUGACCUCGCAGGGAUCGACAGCCACGAGCACCUCGGAUGGUAUCUCUCCGACAGCGACCAUUACGACCGCUACGACACCUUCCCUAGUACAGACUGGAGUCAAUGCUCGUUGUCAGCACUUCUACAGAGAUAUGAGCGGCGACACUUGUAUAGCGAUUGCAGACCAGUAUGGGAUCACGGCCGCGCAGUUUGAAGACUGGAACACAGCUCUGGGCGCUCAUGCCUCGACUUGA
Molecule: messenger RNA, 663 nt
Organism: Recurvomyces mirabilis
Lineage: Eukaryota; Fungi; Ascomycota; Dothideomycetes; Mycosphaerellales; Teratosphaeriaceae
Exons: 2
Coding region: 1-663 (220 amino acids)
Source: RefSeq, a predicted model, not a curated record